GAAGAUAGGUGGCGGAAUUUCUUUGAGAAAAGAACCUACUCUUAUUAAGGUGACAUAUUAUUGCAAACUGCAGCCCGAUCGGAGAUAAGGGUCUUAGAUUGCUCACGGUGGGACUGUGCAAAAACUGAAAUUCUGUUAUCUACACCUGAUCUGCAAAAUGAACGAAUUUCAUGAUCUUAUGCAACGUAUUUAACGUUUUGCAAGCCUCUUUGGCUCGCCUUGUGUCCUGAUAACUAAUCAAAACACUCUUUGGCUGAAUUGUGGUCGACUCUCGGCAGAAAUUCAAUCCAAAAUUGUCGAUGACCUCGCUCUCCUGACUAUCCCAUUUCUAGCCAUCUCAUUUGCAAACCCUUCGGAUUCUCACGCACAUCAGUUACCAAGCUAUCAACACUGUAAUCAUUAAAUCUUGUACUAAAACAGGGCAAAAUUAUUGUUCCUACAACUGCGUGUUCUCGUCAAGUUGUCGCCGGGAACAGGUUACUGUCUGAGGGAGGCUUCCUCUGGGUGUCACGUGUUUAGUUCGCGAGGAUUAUGUCACGAGCAGUGGUGUUUAUCUGUGGGAUUUCAAAUCGCCACCUGAUCAUCACGGCUUCUUUACAUACCUAUUCGCAACAAAACACCGUUAAGCUCCCUACGUCGACACACCGAAGAAAUCAAGUCCCUGAAUUCACUGUGCUGAUUUUUACAUCGUUCGGACGAAAUCUUAAUUAAGUCGAGGCACAAAGUCAUCCAUAACGCGUCAUGUACUCAUGUCAUUGUUCUGCGGAAAUCGAAGUCAACGCUGUUGUUUUUCCAACCUGCCAUGUGAGUGAAAGUUGUUGACCUUUUCCUGAAUUCGAAAGAUAUAAAUACAAAUAUAAAAGCUGCUAGCGACAGGUCACAAAUCCAUUUAGCUCCCGCAUUCAUUGCGUCGAGUGCGCGGCGCAAAGAUGAUUUUCAUCUUUCAGAAGCUGCGCUCGUUCACGCUGUAUUCUCUACUGGUUUUGAUCUUCUGCUUGGGAUGGAUUUUAAGGGUGUUUCCUUUUUUCAAGCGUCUAAUAUCUAACGCAAUCGAUAGCAUGCUCGGCCUGAAGAUGUCACAAGAUGAUUAUUGGGACACGAUGUUCACGCGACAAAUGCUAAAAGGAUUGUGGAGAUUCAUUUUUUUGGACAUCAACAAGAAGACAAAACUCGGUGCCAAGGCUUACAACUCUCCUCUGUUUUCCGUGGAUGGCAAGAAGUGCUUUCGUCUGCUGGACACGUCAAAGUGCGGACGCCCCCUGGUCAUAAAUUUUGGGAGCUCAAGCUGACGACCAUUUUUGACGAAACUGCGCGAGUUCGGCGAAAUUGUUCGCGAUUUUGCCGACAUCGCAGAUUUCGUCAUAGUGUACAUUGAGGAGGCACAUCCCUCAGACGGCUGGGCAUUUAAGAACAAUUAUAACAUUCCCAGGCAUCAAACCCAAGCAGACAGAUGCGCGGCAGCUCAGCUACUUCUGUCCCACAAUCCACCGUGCCCCGUAGCAGUGGACAGCAUGCUGGACGCCGCCAACUUGGCGUAUGGCGCAAGCCCUGAAAGGCUCUAUAUCAUCCGGGACAAUAGAAUAGUGUAUCAGGGAGGGCCUGGGCCUUUCGCGUACAACAUCAAAGAAGUCAGAGUCUGGUUGGAGAACUACUCCGGACGGAUUUUACAUUGUGUACCAGAAGAAUGAAUUGAACAAUGGCUCAUAUUGAGUGCAAUAACUGAACUGAAUAAGUCUUUCAUGCCAAUUAGGCGCAAUUAAAUUCAUCCAUUAUACUUUAAAAGACGGGCAGUCCAAGAAAAGAGUGACGUUCUGGAAAAAAUUAAUUCGUCCAAGCAAUUGAUUCCAGACUAUCAUAGUUAACAGAGGGAAAUGGUUAUGAAGCCUGGCAAACUUCAAAAGAGCAACCAAAGAUCACAAGGUUUAUGUUGGGAGGUCUACGACCGUGUAAAAGCAUUUGUCUUAGGCUCAGAUACUAUGCCAGUGAGUUAAUUACAUCACAGAAAGGUUACUAUUGGUUUUUUGCUUGCACAGAAGUAAGCAACUAAUGUGCUUUGUGCUUGGUGAAGGCCAAAAUAAGCGAACAAAAAAUAAUUUUAACCCUUUUCAUAACCAUUUCCUUUGGAUAACUAUACCAUGAUCUUCUACAAAUGAUCCACAAAUAUGACGCGAGUGGUCGAAAGCACUCCAAAACUUGCCACGCGAUCGUAAAGCAUUGAGUUGCAUUUGGCGCGCCUAGAGACCUUCAGAAGACGCGAUUUCGCCCUGAACUGGCACUUUUUCCUUUGACAGCUUAAAAAAUUUCAAAGAUCUAAACAUUCAUUUCCUCUCCGUGACAGGGCUCUAACUCACUCCGAUAAACACCCGGAGUUUGUUCUUAAACCAACACAAAGAUUAUCAGUUUGGUGUUUUAACCAAAAAUAAUGUACUUCGAAGAUUAGAUCGCUAUUAUAAUGUAUUUAGCUCGCGUGUGCAGAGGAAUAGAUAUUUAAAGUAUUCAUCCCUUCACUAAAAAUGUUUAUCGCGAGUAGUGGCUUAAAAUAUUUAAGUGGCAUCUUAAAAAGACAAAAUACGGAAAAGGGAAUUUUUCUAGUUAUGUUGAUAAUCCGCCUGGAGUUAUAUUCAGGCUCCAUAUUAACCCGCUUUCAUCGGAAGGGGAAAACUCCAAAAUGUUAAUCUGGAAUCAAAUCUAGAAAUAAUAAUUUGUCCUUUAGUUGCAACGCCUCAAAUGAAUCUUAGAAUAAUUCGUACAUAUUAUGCAAAUCGAAUAUAUUUAAUUAAACCAUGGAGGUAGCUCUUAGUCUUGUUUAGAAAACCUACGUCGAGUUGACAUUAUGAAGGCUUGGAAACUAAAGUGCUCAAGCAUUGCUCCUUAGCCCGAUGUUGGUCGACUUGAUGUUUGAUCUAGUUUAAAUUAAUACUCAAAGUUAUAAAGAGCAGCAGUGAAUGGACUAAGAUUAAAAACAGUUAUUAAAUAAUGAAUUUUGACUAA
Orbicella faveolata is the source of this 2991-nucleotide messenger RNA. Its product is annotated as thyroxine 5-deiodinase-like. Lineage: Eukaryota; Metazoa; Cnidaria; Anthozoa; Scleractinia; Merulinidae. The record is from RefSeq and is a predicted model, not a curated record.